Messenger RNA from Amphimedon queenslandica, 1410 nucleotides. RefSeq names its product THO complex subunit 5 homolog A-like. Gene Ontology annotation, cellular component: THO complex part of transcription export complex. The coding region runs from base 110 to 1333 and encodes 407 amino acids. Gene Ontology annotation, biological process: mRNA export from nucleus. Lineage: Eukaryota; Metazoa; Porifera; Demospongiae; Haplosclerida; Niphatidae. Gene Ontology annotation, molecular function: mRNA binding. The transcript is spliced from 10 exons. The record is from RefSeq and is a predicted model, not a curated record.
UGAGCAGCUCAAAGUCUCUUCUCUGGCCCUGGAAGAGUUCUUUGAUACUCCUGUCAGUUGGGAGAGGGAGCAGCGUAAGCUGGCCGUCUUGCUGCCUAGGCCAUUGUACAUGCUGUUUGUUCAGAGUGAAGGAUACAGUAAAGCUGAGGAUUCUUUGCUUAAAGUCAUUGUCGAUGGUAAUCUCGAAGAAGCAAAGACCUUUGACACUACCGGACAGAAAGAAGAAACACAACAAGAUGAAGAGACAGAGUCGGAACAAUCCGGAACAAAAAAAAAGAAACGACGUAAAUCAAUGAAACCAUCGCCAGAGGAUGAGUCUACUCCUCCCUGUAGAGUCUCCUUUCCACUCACUGUUAGUUUGAAGAUCACUACUAAAUGUGUUGGCUCUGUCACUAUUUGUUUCUAUUAUUUGCCAUUUUUCAACGCCGUCUGCUCCUCAGUGACUUCCAUUGAUCUAGAGACAGACCAUGCUUCCUUGAAAGACAUUUUUGUCGAUAAGUCCUUCCUGUUGCAUAAUCUAUUCGAAGGCGAUUCUGGAAAAUUUUCCCCUAAUUCAGCCGUCUCUGUCCAAAUUAGAAAAUACGGCGGAACUAAUUUCUCAGCUGCAGUUAGGCAAUAUGGGUUUCCUUUUAAGUGGGUGCAGCAAGUAUGUGGGAUAACAGUAUUAUCAGAUGCAGGGGUUGAGUUUAGUGACAUUAAACUGGACAAUGAAGUAUCAUCAUCUUCUCUUGUUGAUGUAGUGACUAAUGUCAGGGACAGGAUGAUCUCUCAACUCAAUCUGUCCAAACAGCUGCUUUCUUUAGAGCAACUUAAAAUCCCUGAUGUUCCUCCUGAGGAUGAUAAAGAUGAAGACAAUCCCAAGCGUCCUUCCUUGUCUGUCUUGUCGCGAUGGAAGUCUCUUUCACUAUCUGAAGUCCAGAGCUCUCAAUUUGGAGGUCUUUCAAUAUUCAAUAUUCAAGAGAGAGCAAACCGAUACUUCUUAGCUACUUUUAGUCAGGAAACAGCUCGUUGGCAUUCCAUUAUCUGUGUCUCUCCUGAAUACCCGAGGGUAAAGCCGGUUCUUAUAGUCCUGGUUGAAUUGACAGAGAAGCAGAGAGAGCCAUACAAUUUACAACUGAAAAACAUUGAAGCUGAUGUUAACAUUCAUUACCCUCUCACUCUUAAACCUGAUCCAUUUGGUGAAAACCUUCUCUCACUCCAGCUCCUAAGGCUACAGGUGCUUGUUGAGAACUACAUACAAAUCAGGACUGGCUCAAGUAGUUUGAAGGAUUUGUCACUAAGCACCAGGGGAAAAGGAAGACUCAUAACAGCUCUAGAACUAAUUUACAGUUAACUGCUAAUGUUAUUAGUAUACUUUGAUCAUUAUGUGGUUUGAACUUUGAUGUAAAUACACUGUCAAUGAAUAAUUAA